Molecule: messenger RNA, 3781 nt
Organism: Meriones unguiculatus (Mongolian gerbil)
Lineage: Eukaryota; Metazoa; Chordata; Mammalia; Rodentia; Muridae
Gene: Dnase1l2
Product: deoxyribonuclease 1 like 2
Exons: 7
Coding region: 763-1599 (278 amino acids)
Biological process (GO): DNA catabolic process
Cellular component (GO): nucleus
Molecular function (GO): DNA nuclease activity
Source: RefSeq, a predicted model, not a curated record
CGCGUGGGUGUCUCUGGCAUGUUGACAGACAGCCUCUUGCCCUACCUAGCUGGAUCUGUGACUCCAGCUUUCACAGGCCUGCCAGGGUGUGAGGUGUUCUUCUCAACCCCCAAAGCUGGGACUGUCGUCAGGGUUUAUGGAGUUGGUUUAGAGACAUAGGACCUUGGAUAGCCUGAGUAGCUGCUGCUUUCCUCUGUGAUGGGUAGGUGUUGGAGAAACAGUAGGAGAUGUCAGAGCAGGCUAGGGCUGGUCUUUUUUGGGCCAUCUAGUUUCUGGAGGGGUGGAGACAAGAAUGAGAGGCUGGCCGUGGGCACAGUUGUCCCUCUCAUUGUAGUGUUAAAGCUUUUCUCGGGGGCUGCUAGGGAUUUUUGCCAUGAUUCUAAGUUAGUGGAAGUGCCUUAGCAUGUGCCCUGUCUCCCUUGCCUUCUUGGGUCUCAGGAAUGGGAGCCAGUUCUGGAACUGACUCCAUGGAAGGGGCGGUUCCCAAUUGUAGUCCAGCCCCUUCCUGGUCCAGGGCCUCAAAUACCUGGGGUGCUUUGAAAUCAUAGGUCCAAGACUCCAGUUCAUCUUGGGCCACAUUAGGCCCUCAGUCUGCAGUGAAUCUCACUUGACUUGGGACCCUUGCAUUUUUGACAGCACCUUCUUAUUCGCAGCCCAGGUAAGUCUAGGGGUCAUUGUAGUUGGCAGCAUCUGUGCUAUGGCCUGGUAUGGGUUGGUGUUACUCUGGGACAUUCCUGUCUCCAGGCUUUCUGCUUUGCCAUCAUGGGUUGGCCCUGGGCCCCGCUGACAGUACUUUGGGCACUGGGUGCCAUGGGGGCCACAGCACUGCGCAUUGGAGCCUUCAACAUUCAGAGCUUUGGUGACCACAAAGUGUCAGAUCCAGACUGUGGCAGUGUCAUAGCACAGAUCCUGGCUGGCUAUGACAUCGUCCUGGUGCAGGAGGUGCGAGACCCAGACCUAAGUGCAGUGUCCUUGCUCAUGGAACAAAUUAACAGCGUGUCCAAGCAUGAGUACAGUUUUGUGAGCAGCAAGCCACUUGGACGGGACCAGUACAAGGAAAUGUAUCUGUUUGUCUACAGGAAAGAUGCAGUGUCAGUGGUCAGCACGUACCAGUAUCCGGAUCCAGAGGAUGCCUUCAGCCGGGAGCCGUUUGUGGUCAAAUUCUCAGCUCCCAGCUGUGCUGCGAAGGAGCUAGUGCUGAUCCCCCUGCAUGCAGCACCACACCAGGCAGUGGCGGAGAUUGACGCCCUCUACGACGUAUACCUUGAUCUGAUUGACAAGUGGGGCACAGAUGACAUGCUGUUUCUGGGUGACUUUAAUGCUGAUUGCAAGUAUGUGAAGGCGCAUGACUGGGCAUCAAUCCGCCUGCGCAGCAGUGAGGUGUUUAAGUGGCUCAUCCCAGACAGUGCAGACACCACAGUGGGCAACUCGGACUGUGCCUAUGACCGGAUUGUAGUGAGUGGUGCCCACCUGCGCAGGAGCCUGAAGCCCCAGUCAGCCUCAGUUCACAACUUUCAGGAGGAAUUUGACCUAGAUCAGAGCCAGGCUCUUGCCAUCAGCGACCAUUUUCCUGUGGAAGUGACCUUCAAGCCUCACUGACAGCUAUGGAUAUGCCGCCUGCAGACCCUCACCAGGGCCAGCUGGUGUGGACAAUGGCUGUGGACACAUUACAGGAUGACGUAGAGCCCCCGUUUCCUCAUCUGUAAGGUGGGCUAGCAUCACCUGCCUCAUGGGGCUGUUGUGAAGAGCCAUGAAAGGAAGCACAGCAGCGUUGAGCACGUGGCUGCAUGCUUAAUAAACAAGCUGCUACUGGCCAGGACACCCACAGGUCGGAGGAGGUCUCUAUGCUUUCUGAGGCCUCUGUCCCUACGCUGCAAAACUUGGGUCUUAAUGCCCAGGGGGUCUGUUUCCAUUUCAGGGAACUGGAUGGCUUAACUUGUCCACUUCACAGCCUGGAGGUGGUGGCAUGCCCACCUCUAGUCCAUGCCAGCUCCCUGUCCUCACUUCCUCUGUGCAAACUUCAAACGUUUCCAUGAACCGCCACAUGCAGCUCGGGUGCGAACAUUGUUCUGGACCCUGUGGAUUUCAGAGCAGGCCCACGGUCAUUCUGCCCUCAGGCAUCCUAGGACCCUCACCUGAAGCAGAGGCUGUGUUCUCAUCCAGCACUGCGGGAGGCAAGGGAGGCUCCCCAGUGAGCUUUCUGGCACCUUCUGAGAAGGAACCCCACACAGCAAAGGCAACUGGUUGGCACUAAGGUCCUGUCCAGCCUGGACCCUGGCUUGGGUUGAGUCCUUCAAAGGUGCCUUAUGGAGUUUCUCCCUUAAAAAUCUUUUGCUGGGCAAGACCUUGGGAGGGUGGUUUCAUGCUCAGGUGGGCCAUCACUUUAGUGGCAGGAAAAUGGUUCUGUUGACACAGGCUCUCAUGAGGUUUCUGGUUGUUAAAACUUCUUUGUGUGUGUGUGUGUUCUGUGUGUGCCUACAGAGAAACCCAAGGUCAAUAAACACAGAUCAUCUUUAGAGAAUAGGUGUGAAUCACAUGGGAAAAAACAAACAAAAAAACCUUGUGAUGGAUUAGAAGAACUUGCUUUUGUUUGUUUGGCAUUUCUGGGAAUUGAACCAAGGACCUAGUGAACUCAGUCAAGCCUCAUUCUCAGCCUACAAGUCUGAUCUUGCAAAACCUAAUGUAAGAUUCAGGACCUGGCCACCGAAUCCGCAGUAGCGGCAGCGCAUGCAGCCCGCUUGGUGGAGCGCUGGCCCAGCACGCAUGAUGCCCUGGGAUUGAUCCCCAGCAACACAUAACCAGCAGCAACGGCGCACAUCGGCAUCUCAGCCCUCAGGCGGUGGGGGCAGGAAAGUCGGGACUUAAGGCAGUCCCCAACUACAUGUUUGAAAGGCAGCCUGGGCUGCAAGAGACCUUAUCUGGAGCAGGAAUGGCGGUUUGGUCAGGGAGGAGAGCAAUGCUUUAGUCACCAUUCUCCACAUUCCUGUUCCUCAGGUUCCUGAUCGCUGUCUACUCUUUCUAAAUGAAAAAGUAUGUGGCCAGAAGGCUUUUUCUGGAGGUCCUGGUGGGUAACUAGAGACAGUGACUGUCUGCCUUUAAAGGCUCUAAUCAGACAGGCGGGAAAGGCCCGGGAGGGGCUGUAGGUGCCACCCUGAGGAUGUUGUUCACAGUUCUGCUUUAGGAAGGCAGACAUGCUGUGAGCCCUUACAAGGUUCAGAGUGGCUUGUGUGCUCGCCAAGCAGAAAGGUGCUGUGGUUGCAGCUGUAGCGCACUAGGGUUCAAGAACAGCUGCUUUGGGUGUGUGUACACUUACAUAAGCCAGAGGUCAAGGAGGUAUCUACCUUGUUUUGAGACAAGGUGACUCCCUGGCACUCACUAGUUAUGCUAGGCUGGCUGGCCAGAGAAUCCCAGGGAUCUGCAUUUUCUGCCUGUCCUGUACUGGGUUUCCAGAUGUGUCCACCAUGCCUUGCUUUUCAAGCCCUCAGGGCAGCACAGAAAGCACUUUACUGACUUCUCUACCCCAGCUGACAGGACAGUUAGUGUAGAUAAAAUGUGUGUUUUUAUAUGUAUAUAUAGCGUGUAGGUGUUAUGUGUGCAUGCGUGUGUGUUGUGUAUGUAUAAGACGUGUAUGGGUGUUUUGCCUGCAUGUGUGUAUGUGCAUAUAUAUUUGCAUGAGGUGCCCUCCAGAGGCCAGAGGGGGCAUUGGAUCCCCUGGAACUGGAGUUACAGAGGGUUAUUAGCUGCCAUGUGGGUGCUGGGAAUUGAACCUGGGUCCUCUGCA